AUGAUCAGCAUUGAAAGCUUUGAGGCGCAGCAGGCCAUAAGUAUUGUCGAAGCGUGCAAGAAGGCAGGGGUAGAAACCAUUGUCGCAUCGAAAACUUUCAAUACUGAGGAAAAGGCCCUAUGGGACAACACUGUCACUAAAGAGAUUGGCUUGCACGGCUAUUACCAGUCCAAAGCCUCGGUUGAGGAUAUUGUCCGCGGUGCUGGGUUUCAGGCUUACACCAUCCUUCGACCAUCAUUCAUUCACUUUGACUACCUGCUGCCAAGCGUGUACAUGAACUAUCCUACGCUUCCAGUUGAUGGAAUAUUGCUUCAUUCACUGAAUGAUGGAGUUCCGAUAGCCAACACGGAUGCAUAUGAUAUCGGGAAGUACGCAGCAGCGACUUUACAGGGUCCUGAAAAAAUUGGUGGAGAGGAGAUUGACCUCGCCAAUGAAGUCCUAACCCCUGUGGAGGUGGGGGAAAUUUUGAAGAAAGCCAGCGGUAAGGAUAUCCAAGUGAGGAAGCGGACUGAGCUAGAAAUGAAUGAGGCGAGUAACACUGUUGGCUUGCACAAGUUUCAUGCUUGGAUCAACACUCGGGGCCUCAAGCAUGGUCCAGAGCGCAUAAAAGCAAUUCAAGUUAAAUUUGGGAUUCCUUUCACGUCUCUGAAGUCAACUUUGCAGAGGGAGAAGGCUGCCUUGCUGGAGUGCUUGGCCAACGUGAAGCAGGCUUGA
Clonostachys solani is the source of this 714-nucleotide messenger RNA. The record is from the annotation of a GenBank genome assembly. Lineage: Eukaryota; Fungi; Ascomycota; Sordariomycetes; Hypocreales; Bionectriaceae.